AAUUUCAAACUGUUAAACGAUUAUUUUGAUAUCACCGAAAAUUAUAUUAUUUUACUGUUAAAGCAAUAGUAAACUAAGUAAACUGGCUUAGUAACAAAGUGCUUUAAAAAAAGAAGUCUCUAAUGCUAUACAUCAAGUGUUCGCAUUCGGGUUCAAUAUCGUACUGAGUUUCCCGCGGAAAGUGAAACUUUCGCCGAACGUUCACAAUAGCACAAUGCUAUCUUCAUCGAAUGUAGAAAGGCUAAUUGCAGAGAAAAGGCGUGAGAUAGAGAGGGAGAAAACUGUGCUGGGACUGUGGCCGGCGGAACACGACCUUCAUAAAAAUGUCAAAGAAGAUGCACUAUCAACAAACAAUGGCAAGAAACAAGUGAAUUUUGAGGAAAGCGAGGUCUUGCCUCAUUGCAAUGACUCCUCGAAGGAUGAGGAAGAAACUGUAUUAUCAGAGACAACACAUGUAGAACUAGAUGAUAGAAUACCACCUGAAUUAGAGAGAUAUAUCAGGCGCUACGUAGGUCUGCCAGUGAUGCUGAAGGCGGGCGAGUACUCGCCCAACAACCCGCUGGUGCGGGGCGAGCGCGCCGCGGGGGACGCGCUGCUCGGCCUCGGCGAGUACGAGCGGCGCCGCAACACGCUGCGCAAGAUACGCCAGCAGCAGUACCGGGAGUAUCUUGAUCAGCAAGCCAAAAAGAAGCAAGAAGCCAAAGAGCAAGCGGAAAGAGAGCGUCGCGAGAGAGAGCAGAAGGAGAGAGAACGAGAGGAGAGGGAGAGGGAGCUAUUGCAGGAGCGAGAGAGAUAUAGCACCGAGCGGCGACGCAGCGUGCAGUAUAUACCGGACUCUACUGCGUAUAAUAAUAACAAUAAAGUGGACAUGGGCGUGCAGGUGGACGGGUUCACGUGCCCGCUGUCCGUCGCGGUACAGACCGAUGACAACGAGAUGUUCCGGUUGCUUACCGGCAAGUCGCAGCUGACGGAGGCGGAGCGCGAGCUGUCCCCGCGCACGGCCGGCCCGCACUCCGGAUGGGUGCACGAGCGCCGCCGCAGCUAUGGAGACUACGACGAGCGCACGUCGUCCCUGGUGAAGCAGUGUACCCGCGACAAGCUGCAGUCGGAGCCGCGGUACCCGCGCUCCAUAUUCGACGCCGACGCCAUACAGCUGCGCAACAUGCAGGCCGAGAAGGAAGCGGCAGAACGCCGUCAGUUCUACCAGCAGGAACUCAAGAACCAAAUUCUAGAACAACAGAGAAUUAGAGAGGAGAGGAAGACGAGGGAGAAGAUGUUGGAGCAAGCGGAGAUGCGUCGCCUGGAGGAACAACUCAGGAUGCUACGCGUGGCGCAGGACCGGGAACUCAACAAGCAACAGGACAUCACGGCCGCAAUGAAAGAAAACGCAACAGAAUACCACAACAAGCGAACAGAACUACAGAAAGAGAUCGACAUCGAGCAACGCAACCUGCGCGUCGCACCGCUCCGCAACACGCAACGCAACGCGCCCACUACAGACACGAGUCCGUCCAAACUGCCCUUCUACUACCCGCGCGUACAACAACGAACUAACGAGAUAUGUGACAAGAAACCAUACUCAAUGAACAUACCAGACACAUCAAUAUUCUCAGCCAACUACGACGUAGAUUCCUACCUUAGAAAGAACUUAAACUUUAACAAGAAAUACGACGGAAUCACAGAGACACACGACCAUAACAAACUCAUUGAGAAGGCCUUAGUACACCACCCCGAGGAACGAGACCGUCCUGAAGUAACGCCGUCCUUUACAAACGUAGAUAACAUCGACAGUUUACCCAUACCUGUGUUGCGGCAUUCGCCCAAAAUACCUGAAAAUGUCGAUGAAAGCCCGAAAAUGAGUGAAGCGAUGAAGAAAGUCGAUGAUAAAUGGAAAGUGCCUGCAGUACAGAAGAAUAUUUUGAAAGCUUUACCUAAUGAUGAAGGUAAGAGUGUUAAUAUUUUGACGCAGCUCGGCUCUAUAAGGCGGCAGUUGCAACUGGAACAGUUGAAACUAGACAAAAUGAUCACUAACGAUGAUGUGUGAGGUGUGGACACGGCUGCACAUGAACCUAUACUUUAACCAGUAUAAACUGACCGUCGAAUGUACGGUAAUAAUAUAUAAAGCGAGACCAUGGUAAACUGGUUUUGUAUAGUUCUAUGUGUAACCGUGUGUUGGCCAUUGCGUGGAAACUGAUCGCGUCAGGAACCUAUAGAGGUAGACUGGAGGAUAUAAGAAAGUAAGGAAUUACUUGAAAGGAAUGAUUAAGCUGUAUAACGUGAAAAUUGUAGUCUUGUCUGGUAAAUUGAAGAAAUAUUAGACACGUAUGUUUU
Messenger RNA from Spodoptera frugiperda (fall armyworm), 2331 nucleotides. Its product is annotated as trichohyalin. NCBI's taxonomy places the organism in Eukaryota, Metazoa, Arthropoda, Insecta, Lepidoptera, Noctuidae. The record is from RefSeq and is a predicted model, not a curated record. The transcript is spliced from 10 exons. Bases 215 to 2044 code for a protein of 609 amino acids.